Molecule: messenger RNA, 2995 nt
Organism: Leguminivora glycinivorella
Lineage: Eukaryota; Metazoa; Arthropoda; Insecta; Lepidoptera; Tortricidae
Gene: swm
Product: zinc finger protein swm
Exons: 24
Coding region: 106-2811 (901 amino acids)
Biological process (GO): mRNA processing
Cellular component (GO): nucleus
Molecular function (GO): RNA binding; metal ion binding
Source: RefSeq, a predicted model, not a curated record
UGGAAAAAUAAAUCUUUUCAUCUAAUUUUAAUAUAGUUAAGUGUUAUUAUCAAGUGCAAUUUACAUGGAAAAUAUUUUAAUGAGUCUUUAAUUCGUGUGAUCAAGAUGAUAAUUGAAAACCCGGACGCCUUUAAAUCAUGGCUCACUUCCAUAUUGGAGCCUCUAUGCGACGCAGACCCCGCGGCGCUCGCCAAGUAUGUGUACGCAUUGGUUAAGAAGGACAAGCCGUUGGACGAGCUACGAGACGGCAUGCUCGACCAAUUGGACGUAUUCCUGCAGCAAGAAACGAAACCGUUCGUCGAAAUGCUAUUCAAAGCCCUGGAGAACAACGAGUAUGUGAAGAUGAUGGAGAAGAAACAGCCGUCUCCAACUCCUGAGCAGGAGGAGAAGGAACUGCCGGUUGAGGCUGAGAACCAUGUGGGCGCGAACGCUAGUGGGCCUGGAGCGGGCGCGGAGUCCCCCACGGCGGGGGGUGGUGGUGGUGGGGGGGUGCCGCGCGCGCGCUCCCCGCACGCGGGCGCGGCGCCGCGGCACCGCGUGGUGGUGUGCCGCACGGCCAAGGUGCCGCCGCCCCCGCCGAGGGAACAGACGCUCGUCAAGGUGUUACCAUUGACUGAACUCUUAGAAGAGCCGGUUGACCAGCCGCCUAGAAGGCGAGACCGUAGAGAAAAUAUGCGCGAUGACCGUCGCCGGCGCCGCUCGCGUUCCUGGGAGCGACGAGCGAGAGCGCGCCGACAUCCACGAGACAUUCGGGACCCGCGCGAACCCGAGCGGGACGACAGGCGACGCCCGCCGUCUAGAUCACCCUCGCCGCGCGGCCGCUUCCGAAACCGCAGUCCACCCGCCGUCCUAGACAGACCUAACACUAGAUCUAGAUCGCGAUCGCCAGUGCCCGUGCGAGAAAGAGAGCACGCGCAUGAGCGGGACAGGCUGCGUGUUCGCGAGUUAGAGCGAGACAGAAUGUCACGCGACCGAGAACACAGGGCCUCCAGAUCCAGAGACAGAGAGCGAUCGCGUGACCGGUCGCGCGACCGCUCACACUCGAUGUCUCCGGCGCGGGCGCGCGAGCCCGACCACUACAAGCGCCGCUGUCGAGACUUUGACGAAAAAGGAUACUGUAUGCGAGGUGACCUCUGCCAGUGGGACCACGGCGCUGACCCGGUAGUUCUAGAAGAUGCUGCGUUGACCUCCGUGCUGACCAUGCCCCCUGUAGUCCCAGAAUACAACCCGCUGACGCCUGACAUCUGGUGCGGCGCGGGGCCGGGCGUGGCGCCCUACCCGCCCUACCCGCCGCCCGCGCUGCCGUCGCGCGAGCUCAUCCCCAUCCCCAGAUUACACUCGGCACCGCCCGGGCCUCCGCCCUCGGGCCCCAUGCGGCCGCCGGCGCCCAACAAGAAGAACUUCGACUACAACCGCCUCGGCGGGAGAAUGCCACCUCGGGUACCGAACUCCGGUGCCAACUGCUCGCUGGAAGUGAAGAAGGUCCCUCGGGGGCUGAACGACAUCACGCAUCUGAACAACCACUUCGGCAAGUUCGGCAAAAUCGUCAACAUACAGGUUUGCUUCGAGGGUGACCCAGAGGGCGCUCUCAUCACAUUCUCGAACCACACAGAGGCUAACGUCGCGUACAAGAGCACAGAGGCUGUCCUCAACAACAGAUUCAUCAAGGUGUUUUGGCACAACCCAGAGAAUAAGCAAGAGAACUCAGCGCCGGCCGGCCAGCAACAGAAGCCUGCCAACAAACAACAACCGGCGUCACACAACAAAGUGCUCAUCAACAAGGAAAACAUGAAGGCCACCGCUGAUAAUAAGCAGGCUGCCGCCGCUGCCGCUGAAAAGGCGAAAGAAGCUAUAGCCAUAGCCAACGGAGGCGAAAAGAAGAAGGAGGCACUCAAACCAAUAGAAAAGAGCAAACAAGUGAUGGAAAUGCACAAACGCGCGCAGGCGUUGUUGGAGACGCAGCUACAGCAGCAGGUGUUGCUGAUUCAGCGGUUAGAGGGAGGCAACGUGACGGGCCCUCAGAGAGCAGCGUUGAUGGAAGCCAUCAACUCAGCCCAAGAAGGCAUAGAGAAGCUACGGAAAGAGCUGGUGGCGUACAACAGGACACUCAGACAGAUGCAGGAUGAGACGGUCGCGCGCUCCCUCUCGCGACUGCAACUGGCGCAGGCGAACGCUAAGAAACCAAAGACAAGAGAAGAGGCACAGAAGGAGAUUCUAGACGCCGAGCUGGACAUGUUCACCAAACAGCAGGAGGGGCAGGACGUGACAGACAUACAGAAGAAGAUCGCGGAUCUGCGCCGGCAGAUGGCGCUGCAGUUCCCCGCGCACCCCGCCAUGCGCCGCCCGCACUCCAGGGGCGGCCGGUUCAACAGCGCGUCUCGCUUUACGCGCGCGCCGCCAGCCUUCGUCAACCACAACCAGUCUGUGGAUCACCGGCCCAGAGCUCUUCUCAUCAGCGGCUUCGAAACUGACGACUCUGAGGCGCUUACACAGCACUUUGCGCAAUUCGGCGAGAUCGUCUCCAAGGAGCUGAACCCGACUGUCCCGGAACUGGUGUUAGUGUACUCGGCGCGUGCGCACGCCGAGUUAGCCGCGCAACAAGGACGACACUACAACGACCGCACGCUCACGAUCACGUGGGUGGCGAACCCGAAGACGUUCGCGGCGCCCGCGCGCGCGGCCGAGCCCGCGCCGCAGCCGCCGGCGGACGCGGACAACGGGCACGAGCAAUCGGUGGGCGCGACGGUGGACUCGCUGCUUCGUUUCGACGAUGAGGACGAGGAGGACGCCGACCGCUCCUGGCGCCGUUGACCGAGAGCCCUCUGGCGGGCCGCCAGGACACUCUAGUCUACAGUCUACUACACUUAGCCCUAACCUAGACGUACACCUUGUACCAUCACCUGCAAUAAUAUGUUACUCUUCAGAUACCUCAAAAAUUGGUGCCCGAUUGAUAUUCCGAAAUAAAAUACGCCGAUUUUCGGUACGCCGACAACGA